UCCUUUUACGCCAUCGAGUUGUAUAAACAUUAAUUCUCCUAAAUCAUGCAAAUCGCCAGCACACCUGUCAUUUUGGCAGUUCUUUUGAUUGCGUUGAUUCGGUUGUGCAAUGCGGAGACGGGCAGAGCUCACCUGGCUGGAAAUUCGCCCGUCAAAGGUGUUCUCAACUUCACCGAGUGCUCGGGUGAGUUGAGGAUUGUCGGUGAGAUCACGGGAUUGACGCCGGGCCAGCACGGCUUUCACGUUCACGAAUUCGGCGACAUCUUCAGCAACGGGUGCGACUCGACUGGCAAACAUUUCAACCCGACCAAGGCGCUUCACGGCGCUCCCGGAGACGCUCCUAACCGCCGUCACGCCGGCGAUUACGGCAACAUUUUGGCCGAUGCUUCGGGAGUGGCUAAGGUUGACAUGGUGGACAAGAUGACGGCGCUGAGCGGGCCGAAUUCCAUCAUCGGACGGGCCAUGGUCGUUCACGCCAACGAAGACGAUCUCGGCCGCCAAGACAACGAAGGCAGCCGGACGACGGGCAAUUCCGGGCCCCGCAUCGCUUGCGGCAUCAUCUUCAUCGCCCCCUGAUCUGAUCUUCCCAAUUAUAUUUUUUUAUUACAAGAGGUCUUUCACAUUCGUCUGUUAACAUUGGAACAAUUGAUCCCCUUUAUUUCCUUAUUCCUUAUUAGCUCAAACAUUUUUUUAAGACUUACCAAGGUAUUAAGAACAAUCGGUUUGAAGAUCCGAUAGAUAUUAGAAAAUUAGUGUCCUUUCUUUCAAUGUGUUGGCUAAAAAUCUACUCUUUUGAUCAAUGAACAUUAUUCGCUGUUGCAUUUGGCAUUGAAUACAAAUUUCAUCUUUAUAA
Daphnia pulex (common water flea) is the source of this 853-nucleotide messenger RNA. Its product is annotated as superoxide dismutase [Cu-Zn], chloroplastic-like. Bases 46 to 576 code for a protein of 176 amino acids. NCBI's taxonomy places the organism in Eukaryota, Metazoa, Arthropoda, Branchiopoda, Diplostraca, Daphniidae. Gene Ontology annotation, molecular function: superoxide dismutase activity; copper ion binding. Gene Ontology annotation, biological process: removal of superoxide radicals. The transcript has a single exon. The record is from RefSeq and is a predicted model, not a curated record.